ACGAGUUUCAGGUACCUCCAGGUGCAGGUGAUCAAACAGAAGGCUGGCGUCUACGUCGUCACAUAGACUGUAAUGAAACUGUAAUAAUACGUAUCUUAUAGGUGGUGAUGUAGAUUUUACACAAUACACUUCACUCGGCGACCCACCUGAGGAAGGAGGAAGAGGAAGAGGAAGACUGCCCCUCAUGGCUCUCAUCGUGUUCGUUUUUAUGUUGGCGUUCACCGGGAAAUGGGACAAGUCCGUCUUCGCCGAGGCUCAGUCUUGUGUGGAUGAGAGCAGGUUUGAGGAGCACGUGCUGAAUGUGGGGCAGCAGUCGCCUCCGCAUCGACUGAACUGCCCUCUGGAGCCCCGCAGCUCCCUGCAGCCUGAGCUGACCUGGCAGAAGGACUGUCAGCAGCUCUCUGCUCAGGUGGGGAAGGGAUACCUGGAGUUUGCCAACCUCACUUUGCAAGAUCAAGGAAAUUACACCUGUACGCAACGGAGCAACAGCACAACCUCAUUCACUGUGCGUCUCAUAGUCAAAGACUCCCGGUGCUUCAAAGCCCCAAAAUUUGAACCAAAUGGGGUCUCGAAAGGACUCCAGACGAAUGCAGAAUGCACCGUGACACUAAACUGUACCGCUCAACUCCAAUGGGACCCAACAGAAGAGCCGUGUGACACCACGCUGCAGUGGAGUAAAGACGGCCGACCCCUGACCAAUCACACACCUCAGACCCAGAAUACAUCUUCAUGGUCUCCUGUUGCUGUGAUGGUCACCAGUCUUCUGGUGGUCAACUUUACAGAGCUGGAUGCCUUUGGGCUCUACAGCUGCACAGUGAGGAACAUUUCGUAUGACUUCAGCCUGCCGUACUCAAACCGGUUUGUGUGCUCGGGUGGCCCCAACCACACAUCUGCUGUUAUUGCAGCCGUCGUUCUCCUCCUGCUCCUGACUGUAGCUGCUGUUGUGUACUCCAGGUGUCACUUGAACAUCAAACUCUGGUACAGGAAUUCCUUCGGCCCCAACGAUCUAAAUGAUGGCAAAUUAUAUGACACCUAUAUUUCUUAUGUGAAUAAUGACCACGACAGGAAGUUUGUCAACUUUAUCCUCAAACCCCACCUGGAGAAUAAAAAUGCGCUCAAGGUGCAUCUCACUGACAAUGAUAUUUUACCAGGCUCAGAACCGUCUGCAGAGCUGCUAAUGAACAUAAGUCGCUCGCGGCGUUUGAUCGUGUUGCUCUCUCACGCUUACCUCGAGCAGGACUGGUGCUCCAAUAACUUCAGGCAGGGCCUUCUGCGACUGUUGGAGUUGUGUCAGAGGCCCAUCCUCAUCAUGUUGGAGGGUCAGUCCAAGCGCAUGAGGCCUGAGAUCAAGCAGCUGCUCAGUGAGCACCAGCACUGCCUCACCAUACUCACCUGGAGGCACAACUCGGUGACUCCUUCCUCCGUCUUCUGGAAGGAGCUGGCCCUGGCGAUGCCCCGCAGAGUCGUCUUCCACAGUGAGUCUGCAGGCGACCCUCAGACUCUGCUACAAGACGACAGGGACCCCAUGCUGACCAUCGAGUCAGAGUACCUUGACUGCCGCUCAGACACAGACCCUGCUGGAGACCUGGGGCUGCGCCUCCCUGUGUACAAGGCUCUGUCCUUUAAAGCUCCUGUCCUCCCUGCGGCUCCCAUCACGGCAGCUGAGCCCAAGUCCUCCGACAUCGACGUGUCGGACCUCGGAUCACGUAACUAUGGAGCCCGCUCAGACUUUUACUGCCUGGUCAGUGAGGACAUGUGACCCACACCCCCCCCUCACGCCUACAUGAAGAUCUUCAUUAGCAUUGCUUCAUAGUCAUCUAGAAAAUAUGUUUUUAUUUGAUGUACAGUGUGUCGUUAAAAUCAAAGUGUUUCUGUUUCCGCUUACCUUUUUUGUAUUUUUUUCUGUUGCAUAGGCAAUUAUUUUGUUUGAAAUAUUUGUGUUAAUCAGGAAAAAUAAGUAACUAAAUGUGACGGAAAUAUUAAGUCAGAUUUGAACCCAGAACACCGGUUUCUGUUUUCAAACCCAUUAGUUUCUGUGCAGCUAGUUAUCUGUGUGUAAUGCAAACAGACUGAUAACACAACAA
Molecule: messenger RNA, 2084 nt
Organism: Pungitius pungitius (ninespine stickleback)
Lineage: Eukaryota; Metazoa; Chordata; Actinopteri; Perciformes; Gasterosteidae
Gene: sigirr
Product: single immunoglobulin and toll-interleukin 1 receptor (TIR) domain
Exons: 10
Coding region: 185-1759 (524 amino acids)
Biological process (GO): signal transduction
Source: RefSeq, a predicted model, not a curated record